Messenger RNA from Exophiala mesophila, 1341 nucleotides. RefSeq lists its product as uncharacterized. Gene Ontology annotation, biological process: maturation of LSU-rRNA from tricistronic rRNA transcript (SSU-rRNA, 5.8S rRNA, LSU-rRNA); snoRNA localization; box C/D snoRNP assembly. NCBI's taxonomy places the organism in Eukaryota, Fungi, Ascomycota, Eurotiomycetes, Chaetothyriales, Herpotrichiellaceae. The record is from RefSeq and is a predicted model, not a curated record. The transcript is spliced from 2 exons. Gene Ontology annotation, cellular component: pre-snoRNP complex; nucleus. The coding region runs from base 95 to 1261 and encodes 388 amino acids.
UUUUUUUUUUGAAUGUUUACUGUUUCAGCGCCAUGCCGCAAUACUCAUCCCACAUGGAACGCACUCUCAAUCCCACAUAACGUCUCUACCUGUCAUGCAGGACAUGGGAUCUGACACUCCACUGACAGACUUGUGUACCAUCUGCCAUGCAAAUCCCAUCAAAUACACAUGCCCACGAUGCCAUGUACAUACAUGCUCGCUCCCCUGUGUCAAGCGUCACAAGUCAUGGGCUCAAUGUUCAGGAGUGAGGAACCCUGCAGCCUACCGACCCAGAUCUGAACUGGCAACUGCGUCUUCGGUUGAUCAAGACUUCAACUUUAUAUCUUCGGUUGAAAGAUCCCUGUCCAAAGCCGACGAGUUGGUGUCAGACAAGGGCAUCACUCUAGCCCCCAGCGGCAUCAAACGUCACGACAUCAAGCGGAAAUUAGAUAUCGAAUUGGAACAGCGCCAAAUCACCGUCAUCAAGGCUCCGCAAGGCUUGUCGAGAUCUAAACAGAACAAAACACAUUGGUCCGGUGCACAGAAUGCCAUCAUGUGGACGACAGAAUGGUUAUGUCAUAACGGUCUCAACCUAUCAGCGAAUGCCCUAGAAUCAAAGACAGUGCGCGAAGUCUUUGUCAUGACCUCGGGUCGAAAACUCGCUCAAGGGAAGCGAAAGAGAAGCGAUGCUGGUAAAAGAGAAUUAAAUCAUGAAACAAACCUGGUUUCAAUUACUCAACACCUCGUCAAAGGAGACAAUUCAACUCCAACCCUCCCACAAAACGUCGAUCAAACACCGCCAUCACCAGAAAUUCCCAACGUAAUCGAGUCACACAACGCUCCAGACGAGGAAGCAAAAAGUGAAACGACCAUGGAACCAGUUCUUGAAAAGCCGAAACCAACCUCGUUACGACUUGCCGAACCUCCCAUCCUCGACCCCGGCCUACAUUUUUAUCUACAUAACCCACAAACCGCUGCAAAGUACAAAUGUUUGAUACCCAUAUCAGCUGACAUGACGCUGCGGGAGGUGUUGGAGGGUAGGACAAUUGUCGAAUUUCCCAGCUUUUAUGUCCGGACCGAGUCGCCGGAGACCUUGCCGGCACCUCUGAUCGUGCAAGAGAAGUACGAUGAAAUUCACCGUGCCCAACUCCCCAUCGAUGUCCUACCUACUUAUGCCCCACAUGAUACCACGACAGAGGUGGACGAGGGGAUUCGUCCAUCGCUGGCUGAGGUUGAUGAAAAGAAGGUUCUGGAAGUGCUCCAAAAGGACCUGACGGGUUGAGAGCUUGACUUGUGAGCGUUAGGUGUUGGGUGUUCCUACAUGAAUCGAGUUUACUUCAAUGAUGAUGACGACAAUAUUCC